Schistosoma rodhaini is the source of this 1555-nucleotide messenger RNA. Lineage: Eukaryota; Metazoa; Platyhelminthes; Trematoda; Strigeidida; Schistosomatidae. The record is from the annotation of a GenBank genome assembly.
AUGUCUUUAAAUAAUAAAAUUGAAGUGAAACAUCCAAUUCAAUUAUUAAAAAAUUUAUCACCGAAUUUUUCAAUUAACCAAAAACAUAAAAUAUACAAUAAAUUUAUGAAUUCAACUCAUCAAAAUGAAUCAAUUACCGAUAUAAAAGGUAGUCAUAGUAACAACAGUAGCAGUAUUAAUAAUCAACAAUCCUAUUUACAAUGUACAAUAGAUAAAACACCAUUUAUAAUGCAUGAUCAUCAUAGUAACAAUACAACAUUUCAUAUCCCAUACAAUCAUCACCAUGAUCAUCAUCAUCAUCAUUCGAUUUCUAAUCUAUCUGAAUUAGUUAAAAACAAUAUAAACAACUUUCCAUAUGAAGGUUACUCACAGGGUAAACUUAAUAGUAAUCGUAUCAAUCAUCAAGUUGAUGUAAACACUUCAUUCAAUGAUACAUUGAAAACUAUUAGUGAAGAACAUUUACUUCAAAAAUCUUAUUCUUUGCAAAAUGUAACAUCUUCAAACAGAGAAAUCCCUAAAGAAGAUCAAUCAUAUUCAUUAUCUAAAUAUAACUAUUCUUCCAUAACUACAAUUCCAUUACAAAUGAAUAUAAAUAGUUUAAAACAAAUGUAUCAAUCUAAAUCAACAUAUGUAAUUGUAUGUAAAUAUCCAGUGAAUUUAUCUAUAAGAUAUUUAGAUAAUAAUAAUAAUAAUAAUCAAAUAUUAAAUAUUAAUUUAAUUCAAUUCAAUUAUUUAUGGCAUUAUGUUGGAUGGGGUUAUUUAGUUGCUAUAGCAACUAAAAAUUAUAAAUUACCUAAUUUAUAUGAAUCAAUCAAAUUAAUAUUAUGUCAACCAAUUACAUUUAAACAAUUAUGGUUUGGUUAUAUUGUAAUACCGGAUACAAUGAAUCAUACUACUACUACUACUACUACUACUACUAAUAAUAAUAAUAAUAAUAAUAAUACGUCUUUAAUUAAUCAUUAUAUUGGACAAAUUUAUAAACACCAUAGUGAUAAAUCAUUUCCUACUCAUUAUAUUAUUAUGAAAAUAAUAAAAGAUAAUGAGGAUGAUGAUGAUGAUGAUCAAUCAAUGGAAAUGGGAAAAAAGAAACCAUUCAAAUCUCCUUCAAUCUUGAAAUUCAUUUUUCAAAAAUUAUUUACUACUAAGACAUAUAAAUCUAAAAGUAGUAUUUUAAUAAAUAAACAAAAUUAUGAAUAUUGUAUAUGUAAAAUUGAAUCCCUAGAAUUAGGAAUAAAUAAAAAAAUUUAUCAACAAUCAAUAGAAUUUUUUACAGAAUUAAAAAAAUUAAUUCAUAAUUUAAUAGUCUUCCAUUUUCAAUCGGAAUCAGAGAAACAAUUACCAAUCGAAAAGCGAAGACAUAAAGACAAACUGGGAGUAUCAACAUUCCCGUCUAAUAUCAAUUCAACAGAAUGUUUUAAAAAUCAAAUCUCUUUUCCUUGUUUAUUUCGACAUAUAUAUUCACUUAGUAGAGAUGAUUUACAAACAAUAAGAACAAUUUAUGGCUUUGAAGUUUAAUUAUAUCAAUAUUUAUAUCAUUACACUUGUGUAUAAUUUA